GAGCGGUUCUCUGUUAUCAUUCCGCUUAUUUGGCAUAAAAAAAGUUCUCACGACUUAUAUUUGAUUCAUCGAUGUAUAUGUAAUUGUAACCUUACCCACAUCAUAGCAUCGUCCUUCAUGCGAUUGAAUUCCAUAUCUCAUCUCCUCGCACGUUCACUCAUCCUAUUUCAUGUGAAUGUACUCGUGCAAGAACUAGUCAAGAUCAAUAUCAAUAACAAGGAGAAUGUAGCUCUCGUCCUCGCUCGUGCAUCUGCCGUAAACGUUGUAAAAGAUAAAGUGGAUCGCACUACACGACCACACCAACAACAACAACACGAAGGACAAAACAACAACAACAACAACAUCAACAACGAAGUUGCAACUUGUUCAGCUUCAUCAGCUACAGCUCCUGCAGAUUGUCGCUCAUACACCAUCCCACCUUCUCCGUUCUUUCCUGGUCGUUCUCCACAAUCUACACACCAGCAUUUUCAUCUACCUCCUGAUCACCUAACAAUCACCACACCUACUCAGCACACAGAGGACACAACAUCCACAUCACCCGCGUUCUUUCCAGAGAAGACAUCGCCAACAAACUAUUUUUACAGCAACUUGAGGAGUAUUCAGCAACUGCAUCACCUUCUUGGAUCUCCUAGGAUGCAAGCUCCUUUUACUGUGAAAAGCGUUGGUCUAGGGUGGUCUGCGCCGUCGUUCCCUGAGCAUUCUCCUGCAGCGGCAGGAGGCGGGUCUAUAUUUUAUGGCGGCAAAUGAAUUUGAGUUCUUGUUGUACUAGAUGAUGAUCAUGAGGUGAACGUCGAGUCCUCUCGUAUUGGGGAUUGUAAUUCCACAGGCGGGAUCCAGUUCAGUGCCUAUCAUGAUGUACUUCCUCCAUCAUGUGAGAUACACAAAAAAUUAGUAUCAGAAUUGCUCGUCCACGUCCUCUUCUAAUUUUCAAACGUUUCCACUCCUGCGAAAAUCCAAGGAAUUGUCAUUGGCGGCAAGGGCGUUACUAGUACCUCAAAACAAGCUAUUCCCCAAACUCCAGCAACAAACUCUGGAGCAAGUGUUGUUCCGGCUACAAGCAGUACCUCGAAUUCAGCAGCAACUAUGGUAAGCGAGAAGCCCAGAUCUAAGUCUCCUAUUGGUGGUGGAGCUCCUUUAAUAACUUCAACUACAGGCGCAGCUGGCCUUCUCAACAACCCAGCAAGUGCUGCCAUGGCUCUCGCGAGCGCAAAAAGUGUCUUGCAGCCGCGAGUUGGCGCUUUGGCAACGCCAUCGUCUGCGGCGUGCCAGAUGGGUAUUAGCAAUCUGCUAGUGGGUAAGAACAUUCAUCCGGCACCAAGACCUCAACUGCACACUUCCACUUCGGCAGGAGCCAUACAAACGAAUCAUGUGUCCACCAGUACAACCUCUUCACCGAAAGCUAAGAUGAACGUGAGCCUAAGCCCAGGUGGAUCGGUCAUUCAGAGACAUCCUGCUGCGACCGUCGAGUCUUUGUUGGCUGACGUGGUAUUGCGAAAUCAACUUUCGUACGGUAGGGGUGAGACAACACCAAUUUUGAAAUAUGGCACUGCUGGAUUUCGAAGUAAGGCAGAAAAUCUCAAAGCGUGUCUCUUUCGAAUGGGCUUGCUUGCAGCAUUGAGGGCGAGGCAGACGGGGAGAGCGACUGGUAUAAUUCCAACGCUUGGAACUUCCUUCUAAAUGCUUUUCUUGUUCACCUGUUCUCUUCUAAAGUAGACUUCUUGCUUCAUUUUAAGCAUCAACCAGGACCUCCACCCUCCUCUCACUCGUCUACUUUUCAUCAGGUGUCAUGAUCACCGCAAGCCACAAUCCUGUGCAAGACAACGGUGUCAAGUUAGUUGACCCGUUUGGGGAUAUGCUAGUAGAGUCUUUCGAGGAAAUCGCGACUAGCCUGUGCAACUGUCCUGACGAAACCUUGACGGAACAGCUUCGUGAUAUUAUCAAUACUCAUGGAAUUGAUGUGGUACUGACCACAAUGCUCUUCUUGUAGUUAGAAGUAUUCGAAAACUCAAAAUAACCGAGUGACUGACUGAAAUAUGGGAGGUAGCUUAGCGUCAAGGCUACCUUUCCUUCUCAUCAGUAUCUCGGUUAUUCUGAUCAGUUACUCGCUUAUUUCAGUUUUUCGAGUAGAAGAUUUGAGAAGUUUGGUCUUCAACCUCACAGUCACUGCUGUCAUGUCCAUCUUGAAACACGACCUCGACCAUUCUCUUUCUCAACAUACUCAAAAACUUGCAGCUAUUUUCCGGAUGAAAAUAACUUCCUGAAUCUUCUUGCCCAUAACACAAACAAUCCACCAGACUCGUCCAGCCCUCGUUUUUCUCGGAAGCGAUACACGCCCUUCUUCCCCAGACUUGGCUCUAGCUGCGAUUGAGGGUGUCGCAAGUAUGGGUGGUAAUCCCAGAUAUAUGGGAACCUGUACAACGCCACAACUCCAUUUCUACGUCCGAAGCUUUAAUAAUCCGAGCUAUGGGGUACUUGUUUUGAUGUUGAACUUGAGAUGAAGUUGAAGAUAGUACAUGGUGAUCCCCCGUUCUUGUGUAUAAUGGGUAUGCAUAUAUUCUACUUCUCGUUACAUUUUUUCGUUGUAAAUUCUACUUCUACAACUUCAUUUUGUCGUUCAUCCUUGUUAAAUGCGACACUUUUUUCGCUUCAAGUUCAGUCGACGCAUAGACCCCUCCUCACACGACCAGGUACCUGACAAUUUUGGUUAUCGGUCCAAGUACUCAGCGGCUUGGAACCGAUUUGUGUCGCUUGACGAAAAUCCUACCAAGCAACGGUACGUGCCUCACGUCUUCGUCGAUGCAGCCAAUGGCAUUGGUGCCAAAACUGUCCGUUUGUUCCAGCUUGCCGCACAACAAGAAGACGGGAGUAGUUCUGCUUCUGACCAGCAUAGUUUCUUGUCAGGUUUAUCCAUGACAUUGUUCAACCAAGGCGAAGGUGAACUGAACAAAGGUUGCGGAGCUGAUUUCGUCAAGACGAAGGGAGCGCCGUCAGCCGGAAGCAGUGGCCAAGUGGGUAGAUAUGCCGCUUUUGACGGAGACGCGGAUCGACUCAUUUAGUAUGGCCACGAAGAUAUUCACCUGAAACUUCUGAAUAGUUCUUGUAGUAGAUGCAAAAUAAAAUCAGACAAGAACUUUUUUGUUUUUCUUUCUCCUCAGAAGUGUCUGAUCCUCAACAAGUUAUCUCCUCUACUUCACAAUUGCUCCCUCACCUCCUCUACUUCACAAUUGCUCCUUCCUCCUUCAUCCACUCUACAUCCUGCACAAAGACGAAGAGCAGAACCAGCUUCUUUUCGCCCUUUUAGAUGGCGAUCGCAUCGCCACGCUCUAUGCAAAAUUCCUUGGCGAAAAACUUGCCGUUUUGGGUCUGAACGAUGGCAAACUAGACAUCGGGCUUGUCCAAACGGGCUAUGCGAAUGGAGCCUCAGUAGCACACGGACAGACCAUGCUGAAAGGGCGCAAACCCGUCAUCGCCAAGACCGGAGUGAAGUUCUGCCACGCCAAAGCAAAAUACAUGGACGUAGGCAUCUACUUUGAAGCAAAUGGCCAUGGAACGAUAGUCUUUUCCGACAAAUUCGUCUCUUCAGUGAGCUCCUUCAUCGCAGGUGGAGGAGUUGUAGGUGGCUUUCUUCCAGGUGCGGGAGAGGCAAGACCGGCACCAGGGGCUACGGUAUUUGUUGACUUCGAUAAAUUGUUGACUCCUUCGAUCUCAUUUCUCUCAAUCAAUCCCCACGACCAUCGAUUUAAGCAUUCAUCUGCCCCAAAACAAACAUCAACAGCACGCCCAAUUCAUAGCUGCCCAGCAACUUCUUGCUUUCCGCGAUUUGAUCAACGAAGCAGUCGGUGACGCUUUUAGUGACAUGUUAGCAGUUGAGGCUGUCCUACGGCUCUACGACUGGAGUGAGCAUGAUUGGCUAGCAGAAUAUGAAGACUUGCCAAAUCGGUUAGCGAAAGUGGAAGUACCGGAUAGAACGAUGGUCUUAUGGCUCAACAAGUAGAUCAUGCUGUAUUUUGAUCAUGGUGUUUAGCGUUUUUUUUGAUUUUUGAUCAUGAUGAUUAGCGUUCGGUGACUCUGUCUUUGUGAGUGUCCCCGCCCAUCACGCACUCGAACCAUCUCCUUUUCUCUAAUCUCUGAAACCCUCCCCGAUGAUGAGACCAUCUGCACCGCACCCGCUGGUUUACAGGAGAGCAUUGACCAUCUAGUAACUCGCAUCCCACAGGGCAGGGCUUUCGUAAGGCCUUCUGGUACAGAGGAUGUGAUCCGAGUAUACGCGGAAGCUGCCUCAGAAGCGGACGCCGACUUCUUGAUCCAGAAGGUGUCGGAUUUAGUCAAAGAUUUCUGUCCUCCUCCAUCGCCGUGAGGGGAAGGGGAUGAACAGAGGAACGUCCUCAAGAAGAAAAAUAGCUUUGGAGAAGAUGAUGAGCUAGCUAAAGAUACUACUUCUAGUUCUAGUACUAGACGAUGUUGAAACAAAAAACUGCACUCACAGAACCAUGUUUUGUUCACUUUUGAGUGGACGCAGUUACAGUUUGUUGUGAUACUUGUUAAAGAAUUCCAAAUACUAGUUGAAUUCGUUUAGUUACAAGUUCACCAUGAAAUCAGUCCUCUUGAACAAAUUAAAUAACAAUUUUUAUUACAGAAGUUCUAAUCAUGUCUAUCAUGUCAACAUAUUUUCAGUUUAUUUCCAUGACUUAUCUGGUCAUUAAGGCGACCUUUUGAUGCUCAUCGGAGAAGUAAAAUCGUGCUGGCGUCUUCACGUUUGUUCUUUCGACAGAAUCGAAUGUGCUUGAGAUUUCUUCCAAAAUCCGUGGUUGAAGGUAUGAGUCUGAUCUCUGUUAUCGUUCUCGUUGAUACCGCUGGGCUGCAUGAUGUCCGAUGUUGGGACGACGAGAGAGCGAAAUAGAAAAAUCAAAUCCGCGGUUUUUGUGUCACUGUUUCACCUACUUGAGUUGUUCCCAGUCUUUGCUGCGUCGAUGAUACUUUUAGUUUUAAUCGCUACAACAUCACAGUGAC
Messenger RNA from Amoebophrya sp. A25, 5010 nucleotides. The record is from the annotation of a GenBank genome assembly. Lineage: Eukaryota; Dinophyceae; Syndiniales; Amoebophryaceae.